AUGCAAUUUUUCACUACCAUUCUCGUCGCUCUCAGCCUAGCUAGUGCUGCCAUUGCCGCCCCUCACCCUGUUUCUGAACCCAUCAUCACUAGAAUCACCAAUACCGACGCCAGAAUCGAAGGGCCCACAGUCACUAGAAUCGUCAAUCCGGGUGUCAGAACCGGCCCACCCACCGUUACCAGAAUCACAACCCCAACUUGCAUCACAAGGUUCACUGUCACAACAUCCUACCCACCUAAAAAUCAACGAUACACCACUACUAUCUACAAGACCUGGGCAGCUAUCCCCCAUGAUCUCGAUUGUAAGGGUUGUAACUUGGAUGUUAUCACCAAGACAAUUAAUACCUCAAGGCGACCGGAUGCUACUGUUACUAGGGAAUCGACCUUGACGAGGGUUCCAAUGUGUUAUUUUUUCCCCACUCCGCGUCCUUAG
Orbilia oligospora ATCC 24927 is the source of this 432-nucleotide messenger RNA. RefSeq lists its product as uncharacterized. The coding region runs from base 1 to 432 and encodes 143 amino acids. Lineage: Eukaryota; Fungi; Ascomycota; Orbiliomycetes; Orbiliales; Orbiliaceae. The transcript has 2 exons. The record is from RefSeq and is a predicted model, not a curated record.